AUGGGGGAAGAUCAAGACCUUCCUAUUGCCUUACGGCGUACGCCUCGGGUCAGCGCCGGGGCGGCAGGAUUAUCGGGUGCAUCACGGUUAUCAGCAACCAAUACCACUUCAGAAAUAAAUGCAAGAACCCCUAAGCGACGGAGCAAGAAGAGGGUCCGUUUUUCCGACCCUGGCCCAAAUAUCGAGCAUGAUGAUGCAUCAUCAUCAACAGGACUUACACCAAUGGUUCGGCGAGCGUCCCUUGGUGUUGUUCCUUCACCUAAACGUAGACGUCGUUCCAUCCCAACCCCUCGGUCAUAUCCUGACGGAGUAGAUGAUUUAUCUGGGAAUAAUGGCAGCAAUGAAAUACGUUUCUUCUCAUUGCGUCAAGUCCUCGAUGACCGCGUCAAGCGACGCAUUCGUCGAAAUGGACUAAGUGAAGAAAUGAACACCAUCACCCAAGAGAAGCGGCAACGCGUUCAGAAGCAAAAGGUCGAACUGCAACGUCUUCAGGACCAGCUGGCGGAGAAGGACCAGGAAAUCGACAGGCUGCAGAAUACUACGAUGGUCCAGGACACCGAUCGAAUCCUAGAAUUGGAGCAAGAAAUUCAAGCGCUUAGGAAUGAAUUAAGUAGCAGGACGUCGUCGAAUGCCGACCAAACACGGAACUACGAUUGGACACUGGCCGCUCGCGAUCCGUUUUCAGAUAGCUACAUGGACGAUGACGAGGCCUUUGGGGAUGCUACGAUGGCGGACUUGAUAUGCAGCACCCCGUCGAAGACUCGCGCAUCAGCAUCGUUCCCUACGCCACCAUGCACAAGCCCGACAGUACCUGCUACUCCUUGUUCUUUGCGGAGAAGCACACCGGUAACGCCACAAUCUCAUAUCGGAGUACAAGCAGCACUCCCCGAUCUUGAAAAGGAGGCCUUGGAAGCCGAGUUAGGAUCUUUACGUCUCGAAUUAACUAAGUUGACCGAAGUCCUUGAGAGCCACGAGGCCCUCAAGGCACGUAUUGCGGAUAAGCUCAACACGGCCAACCCCCCUGCGGAGUCAUCAAAGGAUGUAGAGGCGCAUCUAGAUACCGUGUUACAGUCCCUCUCUGACCGGACAACGGCACUCCUAGAUCUCAACUCAUCUCUCACUUCCCUAGGAUUUUCUGGCAAUGACGCGAGCGAGAUCGUGACAUCCCUAACCGGGGCGUUUCGCUCGGCACGUUUAGAACUCGAGUACCUCACACCAGGAGAGAUCACUCUUCCCUUAUCCUCGCGUGGAGCUGAGGUCCUAGACUUAGUACUCAUUCGACUGCGUGAUCUCGCGCGCCAAGUCCGUGAGGACGAGGAUGCUAUCGACGAAUACCAUGAAUUGGAGUUAUCAUUGCGACAGCAACUCAAUGCACGUGUUGAUGCGAUGGAUAGUAUGCGCGAGCGUAACCGGACCGAGCUCGCCGGCAAAGACGAGCGUAUCGCAGAUUUAGAGAUCGGCCUAGAGCGUCUCAAGGGCGCUGCUGACGACUACCGCCGCGACGUAGGGGAACUAGAGAGCUUAGUGCAGAGUAUGGAAGAGGAGAGCAAAGUCACCGAGAAGCGGCUCACAGCUGAGGUCGCAGGCGCACAGGCCGAGCUAGUUGAUAGCAAGACCACUGUUGCCAAACUAGAGGCUAAGCUCGCGUCGGUGCGUGAGCAAGCCGAGAACUUCCGUCUGCAGCUCGCUGAGUUGCAAAGACGCAAGGCGGCCGAAGUUAAGGCCCUUAACAAGUACCACGGGAUGGCUCUGGCAGCACGGGACGCACAGGUGACGGAUCUACGACAUGCUAUUGACGAAGUGAAUAGUAGCCUGCAUGAGGCGCACACCACAAUUAAGGAGUUACGCAUAGAGAACAUGGGGUUGAACCAGUGUCUAGAUGAGGAGAGGAACCGUGCCGUGCAGGCGGUCGACACAAUGAAGGCUGAGCUUGAGCGCGUGUUCAGGAUGGGCUCGGAGUUCUUGGCUACACCGUCAAGGUCAAGCACUAGUUGUUCGAUGAGAAGCUGGCGCUCCUCGACCAAAUCUAAUACUGAAAGGGUAGCUGGAGAGGACGAUACGACGACUCCAGACGGUAGUCCUCUAAGGUCAGGCGCUCACCUCGCAGGUGGGCUAGCGAAGUCGAUCAGGGGGGUGAAGAGGCGGAAGCAUGAUAGUGGGUUAGGUCUCGUGGACGAGGAUGAAGAUGGCCGGGUAGAAUUGGCCUAG
Molecule: messenger RNA, 2208 nt
Organism: Daldinia childiae
Lineage: Eukaryota; Fungi; Ascomycota; Sordariomycetes; Xylariales; Hypoxylaceae
Exons: 1
Coding region: 1-2208 (735 amino acids)
Source: RefSeq, a predicted model, not a curated record